UUGACGCUUCGGGGGUGGCGGUACUACGGGGAGAGAACGACGGAGCGGAGAGUCAUUCAGGGUUAAAAUAUUCCGCCUUGGGGGGUGGGGGAGGACAUACUUCACUGCCAACCCAGUGACAAGGUUGGGUCUGCGGUGCCUGCAACCCAGGAAAACAUGGAGCUCGAGAAUAUCGUGGCCAACACAGUCCUGUUGAAAGCAAGAGAAGGAGGUGGUGGAAACAGAAAAGGAAAGAGCAAGAAAUGGAAACAGAUGCUUCAGUUCCCCCACAUCAGCCUGUGUGAGGAGCUCCGGCAAACUACAGAGAAAUACUACAACAGCCUUUGUGAGCGGCAGCCAAUCGGACGCAUGCUCUUUCGCCAGUUCUGUGAAACCCGGGUUGAGCUGAGGCGCUGUGUCAAAUUCCUGGACACUGUGGCAGAGUAUGAGGUCAGUCCAGAUGAGAAGAGGAGGGAGUGUGCUCAGGAGCUCCUAGACAAGUACUUCAGCCCAAAGUCAGAGGAUCAUGUCCCCGAGUUGGGGGAGGAAAUGAUGGGUCAGUUUACAGAGAGACUGGAGCAAGAGCAGGAGCCCUGUAAAGAACUCUUCAACGAGUGCACCAAACUGAUCCAUGACUACCUGAGUGUGGCUCCCUUCGCAGACUACCUCGACAGCAUGUACUAUAACCGAUUCCUGCAGUGGAAGUGGCUGGAGAGGCAGCCAGUCACCAAGAACACAUUCCGACAGUACAGGGUAUUAGGAAAGGGAGGCUUUGGUGAGGUGUGUGCUUGCCAGGUGCGAGCCACAGGAAAGAUGUAUGCGUGUAAGAAGUUGGAGAAGAAGAGGAUUAAGAAGAGGAAAGGAGAGUCCAUGGCCUUGAACGAGAAGCAGAUUUUAGAGAAAGUCAACAGUAGGUUUGUAGUGAGUCUAGCGUACGCCUAUGAGACGAAGGACGCUCUGUGUCUGGUGCUCACCCUGAUGAACGGAGGAGACCUCAAGUUCCACAUCUACCACAUGGGAGACGCCGGCUUCGAGGAGAAGAGGGCUGUAUUCUACUCUGCCGAGCUGGCCUGUGGCCUUGAGGACCUGCACAGAGAGAGGAUCGUAUACAGGGACCUGAAGCCUGAGAACAUACUAUUGGACGACCAUGGCCAUAUCCGGAUAUCAGACCUGGGCUUGGCUGUCCAUGUGCCCGAGGGAGAGACUAUCAAGGGUCGGGUUGGCACCGUUGGGUACAUGGCUCCGGAGGUGGUUAAGAAUGAGCGCUACACAUUCAGCCCAGACUGGUGGGCGCUGGGCUGUCUGCUGUAUGAGAUGAUCGAGGGCCAGUCUCCCUUCCAGCAGCGCAAGAAGAAGAUUAAACGUGAGGACGUGGAGAGGCUGGUCAGAGACGUGGAGGAGGAGUACUCAGACAAGUUCUCAGAGGACACCAAGUCCCUCUGCAAAAUGCUGCUGGCCAAAGAGCCCAGUGAGAGGCUGGGCUGCCAGGGGGAGGGUGCUACGGAGGUGAAGGCCCACCACAUCUUCCGAUCCAUCAACUUUAAAAGGCUGAAGGCUGGCAGGCUGAAGGCCCCCUUCACCCCUGAUCCCCAGGCCAUUUACUGUAAGGACGUACUGGACAUCGAGCAGUUCUCCACGGUCAAGGGGGUGGAGUUGGAGCCCAAAGAUGACUCCUUCUACUGUAAAGUGUCCACAGGCAGCGUGUCCAUCCCCUGGCAGAUGGAGAUGAUCGAGUCUGAGUGCUUUCAGGAGCUCAAUGUGUUUCACACAGACGGGACAGUUCCCCCGGACCUGGACUGGAGAGGACAGCCCUCGCCACCACCUAAACAAGGGCUGCUGCAGAGGCUCUUUGGGAGACAGGACUGUUGUGGGAACUGCAGCGACAGUGACGAGGAGCCCACCAGGCUGUGACUGAGCUCCCUCCAACCAAUUACACCAAGGAUCUCAUUUGUUUACAAAUUUUGCACAUUUGUAUCUUUAAGAUAGUUCUAUAUAAAUAUUGGAAUGUAUAUUUUCAGUAUAUAGCCAUAAAGUCCAUGUCAUUUAAAUGUAAUCAUUAUUCAGAACCCAUCAUAGGAGGCAACAACAGGUAAGCCUAACACUGCUGUGGUCCCCCCCCCCCAAAUCUGUUGAUAGUGUUGUCAGCUUUUCUUUCUCUUUUAAAAAGUGUCGACCGUGCUCGGACUGCUAAGUGUUUCUGAAUGGGGGAUGAAUGAAAAGUGUACGUCCACAACUAUUUUUAUAUUUAUAUUUUAUUUUUAUUUACUUAAUGUAAUUCUAGGCAAUCAAAUUAGGAAUGUUGUGUGAACUCUAGGCUUAAAGGAAAUGGAAGACUAAGGUGAACUUUUGGUAUGAGGUGAUACAUUAUGUACAUUCUAGGGUUCAAUCUAGAGACACUUGAUAUAAACCAAAUAGAUAUGACUAAACACUGCAUAUGUAAGUGCAAACAAGUGUAUAAUUUGUGACACUCGCGUCCGAAGUGUGUCUUCCAAUGAACCUGAGUUUAGGUAGAAAGCAUGUUAGUUCCCAACCAUAUUAUGAGCUAGAGAAGUGAAUUGACAAACAAAAAAAACUGCAUUGUAAUACAGUAAUUCAGUUGUAAGAAAUGACCUUUUUCGUAAGACGUGGAUAGCCGAGAAUGGCCUGGAGUUUCCUCUACCAUGACAUCCUCUAGAUGGCUACACGUUUGUCACGGAGCACUUGAGUUUAAUUAAGCGAUGCACUUAUGACCAAACCGGUUUGUUUUCAUCCUCCAAAUAUUUUUUAUGGUUAAUUCCUUCCCAUUCAAGGUUCCUUUGAUAGUUUAUGGUACUCUAUAUAAUUACCAUAUUUUAUCAAAUCUAACAAAGCUGUCUGUCUAGGUUGAGACCAUGCUGCAUCUCUCUCUCCCUCCCUCUGCUGUACCUCAUGUGUUCCUCUGCAUCGUGUAACUCAGUGGGAUUCUCCUUGUAAAUGUGGGACUUUAAUAGGACUGAGGGACUGAGCUCCCUGACAGACUAUGGGACUAUGGUAUCACCCUCUGAACCCUCCUUACCAGAGACUCUAUCAGACUGAGGAAGAAGGUUCAAAGAGGAGGGGAGGGGUCACCGAGAGGUCAAACCAUCUCAAUGUAAAGCUCAGCACUCCGACGGAAAUUGGAAGAGACUCUCAAACUCCUACCAUCCCCGUCUCUCAUUAUCAAAUCAUGUUAUCGUAUGUGAUUCUCAAAUUAACUUGCCUACAUUCCAGUCUAUACCGUACUGUACAGUGUAAAGUUAUGCUACUUUUGUUUAUUUUGCAAUGUUUUUUUUACCGGUGUAAAGUUACAACAACAAUAACAGUUCCACCAUGAAACUAGAAUAGGACUGAAAGUAAGAUGAGUAUGAUUUCUCUUUACAAUGUGCUCCUGAGCCAAGCUUACACACUGAGAGGGAGGGCUUCUCUCUGUCUGUCUCUGCAUCCAUGAAACACCUCUGACACUUUCUUUUUUGCAAUGCACUGACGUUUUUUGUGUGGGCACGCAUGUAUCACCAUAACCACUAGACUCUGUACCCACUUGGCACAAACUGGUUAAGUCAACGUAUUGUGACGUGGAAAAUACAUUGGAUUUGAAAAAAGUAAUCAACUGUUGUAAUUUCAACCACAGGAAUAUAUCAUAACCAAUUUUCAAAAUAUGUUGAAUUUAUACCUUUUGAAACAACAUCAGAUCUUCAACGUAAUAUCCACUAUAAGAAAACAACUGUAGGGGGGGGUUCUACUAAGCUAACAUAUGGAAUUGUUUUAAGUUAGCUAAAUGAUCCAUCAUUUGACUAUUUGAUUUGGAAUUUUAGGACCCCUGUAGGUUUCCCCCCUUGAUUUUGGCCUUCACCACUAUAGCGCAUUGAGGAACGCAUUCAUACGUGGGAAAACAGACAUAAGGAAUAAGGUUUUGAUGUGUCUGUCCUAUUUAUAGGAGAUAUAAGAAAGCUCAGGAAAUAUUUUUGUUUUUUCAACACACAUUUAACCCCUAUUGUUGGCACAAAACUACCUCCAACCUUCUGUUCAUUUUUUAAAACUGGUACUGGUUUACAUUCAGACCAGUCCCGUGACACUUGUGGGGAUCAUAGAGCAAAACCAGUGUGUUCUUUAGUUUAAUCUUUCCAUAGAGUUGUUAUAUUCCUUAGUAAGCCAAACCGUUCAGACGUUUUUGUAAGACAGAUUUUUGAGAUGUGUCCUGGUCUGACAAACAGCACCGUAGCUCUGCCAUUUUCUACUGCAGUGGCGGGAGGCCGACAUAGGCGGAUAGAGAUGCAAAAAAACAGAAACUGAUGGAUUUUUUUGUUUGUUAAUUAGAUUGACGCACUUUUUUUACCAAGCCCUGCUAAACUUUGAUAUUUGUCAUCAACUGUCCUAUUGUGAGAAUGAUUGUUGAUCUAUUCACCGUUGUUAUCAAAGUCAAGGGUAGGUUUAAUAGAGCAAAUGAAAUAUGACCAUAUAUUAUCAAUGAUGAUAUUUAGGCCUAUAUAGCAUUUCUAAAGUCAUCAACCGCUAUUGUUUCAAUUCAACACACGAUUCAAGCUUUGGUUGAUUUCAAAUGGAAUCUACAAGUUAGUAAAAUAUAAAGUUGGAUUCAUGUCGCCAUCUCAACCAAAAAUGUAAGUUAAACAAUGACUAAAUUAAAUCAAACUGUAUUUAAAGUGCAUUUAAUGUUUCAUCUGAUUUAGCCCUAUUAAUUCAAAUUGUAUGUAUACAUUUGUAGACAAACUGGAAUUAAAGCCAGAUAGUUUCAUCCGUGCCACUAUCUAAGGACACAUCUCCUUCAUAUGUCUAUUUUUGGUUGCGUUGACAACCAAGCACAAUUAAAUAUUUUUGCAAUACAGUAAAUAUCCUAUUAACUUGUCGAUCAGUUAACAAAUUAAUUGUGUGAUUCAGGUCUCCAUGUCAACAGAAAAUAGAAGUUAGAGAAUAGAUUUAAGCCAGUGGCUCAGAUGGAACUAUACAAGCAGCAGAUAUUUCCUUUAAAUGUUUAUUUGUUUGCAUUGUCAACCAAACAAUUCUAUUUCUUUUGUAAUACAGUAAAAUGAGUAUCACAUCCCUGGCCACAUUUUGAGGUUACUGUAACAACAAAUGUCUUAUGUAAUCAUAAAAAGUGUGCAUGUUCAAGAUAGCAUGCAAAUGUCGCAGGUCUGUGGAGAUUUUCUUGCCUGGCUACCCAAACCCUUUGCUCCAACCAAACGCUACGCCAUGCCCACAAACGUUAGUUUAUUUCAAUGAGUCUGGAUCUGAGUACCUCCCUGACGAUUUCUAGAAUUCUCAACGUUGAGCAAAGUGGGUACCCACGUAGGCAAGAACUGGUUAAAUCAAUGUUGUUUCCAUGUGAUGUUGAAUUAACGUGGAAAACUGAGUGGAUUUUUCACCCAACUUUUAUUCUAAAUCCAAUGACAUGGUGAGAUUUUGUGUGGAAUUCACAUUAGUUGACAACUCAACCAAAUGUAACUCAAAACUAGAUGUUGAACUGAUGUCUGUGCCCAGUGGGUAAGGUACUGCUCAUGAUGAGUGAACAUGCUACUGUACUAAAGGGAGUUCUCUGAACGUUCUCUGAAUGUCAGGAGGUUGUCUAAAUCUCUGUUAGUUUCCCAAGCCCAACAGGAGAGCACUAAGCAACAGGUUUUGACAGUGGGUAUGAGAACAGUUACAUUUGACCAAACACAUACUUAAUUUUUACCUCAGUAAAGAAAGACGUAGUUAAUACAGUAGAGUACCAACAAUUAAAGCACUGAAAAGGAUGAAUACAACAUAAGUCAAUGUACAAUAUACACUACAUGGCCAUAAGUAUGUGGACACCCCUUGAAAUUAGUUGAUUCGGCUAUUUCAACAACACCCAUUGCUGACAGGUGUAUAAAAUCGAGCACACAGCCAUGCAAUCUCCAUAGAUAAACAUUGGCGUUAGAAUGGCCGAGUGAAAUCGCCGGGCACCGUCAUAGGAUGUUACCUUUCCAACAAGUCAGUAAGGACAUUUUUCUACCCUGCUAGAGCUGCCCCGGUCAACUGUAUGUGCUGUUAUUGUGGAAAGCCGCAAAGUGGUAGGCCACAAGCUCACAGAAUGGGACCACCAAGUGCUGAAGCGCACAGCGUGUAAAAAUCAUCUGUCCUCGGUUGCAACGCUCACUACUCAGUUCCAAACUGCCUCUGGAAGCAACGUCAGCACAAUAACUGUUUGUUGGGAGCUUCAUGAAAUGGGUUUCCAUCUGGCAGUCUGACGGACAAACCUGGGCUUGCCGGAUGCCAGGAGAACGCUACCUGCCUGAAUGCAUAGUCCUAACUGUAAAGUUUGGUGGAGGAGGAAUAAUGGUCUGGGGCUGUUUUUCAUGGUUUGGGCUAGGCCCCCUAGUUCCAGUGAAGGGAAAUCUCAACGCUACAGCAUAUUCUACAUGAUUCUAUGCUUCCAACUUUGUGGUAACGGUUUAGGGAAGGCCCUUUCCUGUUUCAGCAUGACAAUGCCCCUGUGCACAAAGCGAGGUCCAUAAAGAAAUGGUUUGUCAAGAUCGGUGUGGAAGAACUUGACUGGCCUGCACAGAGCCCUGACAUCAAACACCUUUGGACUGAAUUGGAACGCCGACUGCGAGCCGGGCCGAAUUGCCCAACAUCUGUACCCAACCUCAAUAAUGCUCUUGUGGCUGAAGGGAAGCAAGUCUCCUCAGCAAUGUUCCAUCAUCUAGUGUAAAGCCUUCCCAGAAGAGUGGAGGCUGUUAUAGCUGCAAAGGGGGGACCAACUCCAUAUUAAUUCCUAUGAUUUUGGAAUGAGAUGUUCGACGAGCAGGUGUCCACAUAUUCUUAGCCAUGUAAUGUAUGCGCACAAUAAUGGGUCAAAACUAAUGAAGUGCUUGUCUUGUAUUGAGUCAUGGACUGAGCUGUUUCCUCUGAAAAGGCUCUAUCUGUGAAGCGGAAAUGGCGGUUAGCAUCUGCUAGCGCUGGAUAAUGAAGUCAGGUUCAUGUGUCACACACGUUACAGUACAUUGACUUUAAGGAUUCAGGGACGUUUGCUUACCCUUUUAAUAUUUAUCUGUUGCUUUUAUUUUAUGUUGCGCUCUUAACUAUUUUAUAGCCUUCUGUGAGUCUAGACUGUAAUGCUAGGUUAUGCUAAUGCUAGGCAUUCAAAAUUGCCAUGUCCUUAUUAAGGUGCUUCCUUACAUUAUCUACCUGUACAUCUGCAUUUUAUUUCAGUAUUUAUUUUUUGACCAUGUGCUUAAAGUUUUUACCUUACACUGUUGGUUUCAGUUCAAAUAUUCAGUCAUUUUUUUGAUGUUGCCAUACUCUUCACAUUUUGCCAACUAUGUUCAGACUGCACUAAGCCCUCACAAUUAGGAGGUACGCUUUGUUACAGUUCACGAGGAGAGAAUUGACAAGUGUAUGAGGUGAAAAAUGUUUAUCUGAAAUUAUAUUGUGUCCAAUGUCCAUAUCCUUUUAAAUACCAUAUUAAACCAAGCACUAGUCUUCAUUGUCUGAUUAAUUGUAGCUGAAUCCAUGUCACAUUUGUUGCAACGUUGCAUUGUAAUGCAGCUCCGCUUUGGCGUUCCGUGUGAUAUCUCUCUGAGCUCUGGAAGGUUGGAGACUUCAUUCAUGUAACCAUCUUCUGUUACUCAAUUGCCUUCCCACCCUGUCCUCUGUUAGGCCCCAUGUCAUACUGUGUGUGUCUCUAGAGACCAUUAGAUCUGUUGUCCUACUGUGUUAACAUGCCAAAUGGAAGCUACCGAGAUGAUGAUUGAUGAAAGGAGUCGAUAAUGAUGAUAAUCAAAUCAAAACGUAUUGGUCGUGUACAGAUGUGAAAUGCUGAUGUUACUAGCUCCAACAGUGCAGUAGAAUGUCUAGCAAAUACAAUACUAAUACACAAAUAAUUAAAGUAUACAAAUAAAUGUCAGAACGAGUCCAAUUAACAAUCCAAAGUAGAUAGUGAGCAGUGUCAGAAUCCAGAAUAUAAAUAUUAAUACGUGGUGUGUAUAGACAGUUUAUAAUUUUGAAAAUAAAAUGGUAUGUACAGUAUUAGGUAUAUUAGGAUGAGCUAUGUCAAGAAUACAAUAUAUACAUAGUGAGUAAACAAGAGUAUAUGAAUUGACCAGUGUUCAAUGUCUCUCUGUACAUGGUGCAUUAGUAUCACCAUGCAGAGUACCUGGCAGGUAGACGGCUAGUAAUGGCUGUUCAACCGUCUGAUGGCCUUGUGAUAGAAGCUGUUUCUCAUUGUCUCGGUCCUGGAUCUGAUGCACCUGUACCUUCUCUGUCUGCUAGAUGGUAGCAGAGUGAACAGACCGUGGCUCGUGUGGCUGAGGUCCCUAAUGAUCUUCUUGGCCUUCCUUUGACACCAAGUGCCAUAAAUGUCCUGGAGGUGAUGAUCAUGAGGAUAUGUAAAUGUGCCAUGUGCAUGCUAUGUAUCACUGUGAUGUGUUUGUUUGAGCUCUUUUGGUUCUCUCGCUCUCCUCUGAAAUCAACUCAUACUGUCUGACUCUGACCCAUCUCCAUAGGUGCCUGUGAAACUUUAUUAGUCAUGGCCAGUCAAACUGGACCUCCAUGUAACAUAUGAGUUGGAAUAUUAUUUUUUUGCAUAAGUAUUUUACUUCAAUAAAACAUUGUUUCUUUA
This is a messenger RNA of Oncorhynchus nerka (sockeye salmon), 8569 nucleotides long. Its product is annotated as G protein-coupled receptor kinase 6-like. The record is from RefSeq and is a predicted model, not a curated record. Bases 157 to 1890 code for a protein of 577 amino acids. The transcript is spliced from 16 exons. Gene Ontology annotation, molecular function: ATP binding; G protein-coupled receptor kinase activity. Gene Ontology annotation, cellular component: cytoplasm. Gene Ontology annotation, biological process: protein phosphorylation; signal transduction; regulation of signal transduction. Lineage: Eukaryota; Metazoa; Chordata; Actinopteri; Salmoniformes; Salmonidae.